AUGGUGCUGGUGCUGGUGCUGGCACUGUGGGCCUGCCUGGCACUGGGCACAGCCAGUGAGGAAAGCCCGGCACCCGCGCCCCUGGCAGGCGGCCAGCCCUUUGCCGUGGUGUGGAACGUCCCCACCGGGCGCUGCCAGCACCGCUUUGGCAUAGGGCUGCCCCUCAGCAACUACGGCAUUGUGGAGAACCAGGGUGGCCACUUUGCUGGCCAGAACAUCACCAUCUUCUACAAGAACAAGUUUGGGCUGUACCCCUACCUGUCACAGCACGGUGUCCCCCAUAACGGGGGCCUCCCCCAGCGUGUCUCCCUUGAUGCCCACAUCAGCAGGGUGGCCGAGGACAUCCACCUCCUCCUGCAACCUGCCUUCCAUGGCUUGGCCGUGGUGGACUGGGAGGAGUGGAGGCCCCUGUGGGCCCAAAACUGGGGAGCCAAAAAGAUGUACCGGACAGCCUCGGAGCAGUGGGUGCGGGACCAGUACGGCGUCCUGCCGGCUCGGCAGCAGCUCCGACUGGCCCAGCUGGAGUUCGAGCAGGCGGCACAGGCUCUAAUGGAGGAGACACUUCUGGUGGGCCGAGCCCUGCGCCCUGGGGGGCUCUGGGGUUUCUACCGCUUUCCCGACUGCCUCAACAGCAACUGGGCCAAGGAGGCAAACUAUACCGGGCAGUGCCAGCCGGCGGAGGUGCAGCGUAACAACCAUCUGGGCUGGCUCUGGGCCGCCUCGUCUGCCCUCUACCCCAGCAUCUACCUGCCGCUGGCGCUGCCGCCCGCCCUGCGCCGCCGCUACGUGCACCACCGGCUGCGCGAGGCCCUGCGCGUGGCCGCCUUCGGGGCCCGCGGCCUCCUGCCCGUGAUCGCCUACUCCCGUCUCUCCUUCCGCCGCUCCUCACGGUUCCUGCCGCUGGCUGACCUGGUGCACACCAUCGGGGAGAGCGCGGCGCUGGGAGCGGCUGGGCUCGUGCUCUGGGGAGACAUGUCGUACUCGCACUCGGCUGAAAGCUGUGCCAACCUGCGCCACUACCUCGUGUCCACCCUGGGUCCUUACGUGGCCAACGUGACGGCAGCAGCCCGAGAAUGCAGCUAUGGGCAGUGCCAUGGGCACGGGCGCUGUGUGCGCCGGCAGCCCCACGACCUGGGCAGCCUCCUGCACCUUGGCCCCCGUGCCAGCCCUUGGGCUGCUUUCCGCUGCCACUGCUACCGUGGCUGGGCAGGUGAGGGCUGUGCCCAGCGGGCGCGGCUCAGCCCUGCCACCUCCUGCCAGGUGCCCGCCCACGCUCACAGCCCCUAUGGGCACAAGGAUCUCACAUCCUCUGACACCUGCCUGCCACAGGGCACGUGGGGCUGGUGACAAAGGCCGGGGACCGCCACAGUCCCCUACCCCAGCUGUGCUGCUGCUGGCACUUCCUGUGGUCUCAUUAAUCUAAAUAAAUUGUUCUUGCACA
Molecule: messenger RNA, 1441 nt
Organism: Passer domesticus (house sparrow)
Lineage: Eukaryota; Metazoa; Chordata; Aves; Passeriformes; Passeridae
Gene: HYAL3
Product: hyaluronidase 3
Exons: 3
Coding region: 1-1347 (448 amino acids)
Biological process (GO): hyaluronan catabolic process; carbohydrate metabolic process
Cellular component (GO): acrosomal vesicle
Molecular function (GO): hyalurononglucosaminidase activity
Source: RefSeq, a predicted model, not a curated record